AUGUCAAGAAUUCAUCAAUUCAGUACAGUGGUCCCUGUCUCGGUCCACAAGGGGACUGUUCUCGUCCUAGUCGGCACUAUUGCUGCGAUCCUGCUGGCUCACUCUGUCUACAAGAGCUGGAGUCGACUUCGACAUAUCCCCGGUCCACCUGGCACCGGCCUGUCGAAAUGGUGGAUGUUUCGGAAUGCCAUGGGUGGCAGCAUGCACCUGGCGUUGAAGGAAGCUGUUGACAAAUAUGGCUCUCUUGCACGCAUCGGACCCAACACCUUGGUCACCAAUGAUCCAGAUGUCCUCCGCAAGCUUUGGGCAGUGCGCUCGCCCUACAAGAAGAGUGACUUCUAUCAAGCAGUGAGGUUCGAUCCGGUACGAGACAACCUGAUCUCGAUGAGGGAUGAUGAUGAGCACAGCGUGCUCCGUAAUAAGAUGGCAGCAGGUUAUGCAGGUAAAGGCAAUGAAGGUCUAGAAAAUGUCAUUGACAAGGGAAUCAGUGCCUUCAUCGGCUUGAUAGAGCGGAAUUACGUCUCUGACGAGACCGCCUUCAGGCCUAUGGACCUGGCUCGCAAAGUCCAGUACGCCAGCUUGGACAUCAUCGGUCUCCUUGGGCUUGGGGAACGCUUCGGCUUUACCGACGAGGAUACCGAUGUUCACCAGUACAUCAAAAUCCUCGAGGAAAGCAUGACCUCCAUGAUAACCUUGACUAUAUUCCCGACCCUGGCCAAGCUGUUGCAGUCAAGGCUAUUUCGCCGUCUCAUGCCUUCGGAGCGGGACAAGAUUGGGUUCGGCGUUUUUAUCGGGGUCGCCAAACAAUUCGUGACCGACAGGCUGGCCUCGGCCAACCCAUACCGUAGAGACAUGUUGGGGUCAUUCCUGGCUCAUGGGCUCACACGCGAGGAGGCUCAGGGCGAGUUGCUGCUACAGAUUGUGGCGGGCUCUGACACGACUGCCACAGCAAUCCGCAUGACCAUGCUGUACGUCAUGAGCUCGCCCGUCGUGUAUGGACGGCUCGUCGCCGAGAUUCGGCGAUGGGCAGCCGACUCCUUAGCCACGACUGGAAAUGCCUUUGUGCCCGCGACAGACUCAGAAGCAAGGGGCCUGCCGUAUUUGCAAGCCGUCAUCAAAGAGGGAAUGCGUAUGCACCCGCCCGUGGCUGGCCUGAUGGGUGUUGUCGUCCCUCCAGGGGGCGACGUGCUCUGCGGCAUCAACGUACCAGAAGGCACCGAGGUCGGCUGGUCGGCGUUUUCUUUACAGAAACGUGAGGACAUUUUUGGAUCCGAUGCAGCAUGCUUCAGGCCUGAGCGGUGGCUUGAAGCGGACCAGGAGAGCCUGAGGACCAUGAACGCCACAUGGGAUUUGAUUUUCAAGUAUGGCAAAUGGCAAUGCCUCGGCAAGCCUGUAGCCCUGAUCGAGCUGAACAAGAUGUUUGUCGAGUUACUCCGAAGGUACGACUUUGCGUUAGUCGAUGCCGCCUCACCCUUGAAAUCGGAUUUCGCCGGCAUUUUCCUUCAGUCGGAACUCAUGGUCAAGGUGACCAGGGCUCAAUAG
Pyricularia grisea is the source of this 1542-nucleotide messenger RNA. RefSeq lists its product as uncharacterized. Gene Ontology annotation, molecular function: oxidoreductase activity, acting on paired donors, with incorporation or reduction of molecular oxygen; heme binding; iron ion binding. The coding region runs from base 1 to 1542 and encodes 513 amino acids. Lineage: Eukaryota; Fungi; Ascomycota; Sordariomycetes; Magnaporthales; Pyriculariaceae. The transcript has 5 exons. The record is from RefSeq and is a predicted model, not a curated record.